Molecule: messenger RNA, 315 nt
Organism: Eruca vesicaria subsp. sativa (arugula)
Lineage: Eukaryota; Viridiplantae; Streptophyta; Magnoliopsida; Brassicales; Brassicaceae
Source: the annotation of a GenBank genome assembly
AUGGCAUACAUAACAUUAGUCAAUAUGAACAAGCUCCCAUCUCUCACCUUCGCAAAGCAAAAUCAAAGAAGAACCGAUAAGAGAGCCGUACCCGUACGACAAUCUUCUCUCCUGAAGGCCAUCUCUACAAAGUCGAUUGAGAAGAAAGUCACCUCCAAGCUUCUCCAAACCUCCACCUCCUCUGAGAAAAUGUACAUCUUGUCUGUGCCGUUGCUUUCAUCACGUCUGAUGCCCACAUACUCAUCAACACGUGUCCAAGCGCAGCAGCGCUACACCUUCAUGUACCAAGAACUCAUGCCUGUUGCGCAGGCGUAG